Molecule: messenger RNA, 1702 nt
Organism: Dacryopinax primogenitus
Lineage: Eukaryota; Fungi; Basidiomycota; Dacrymycetes; Dacrymycetales; Dacrymycetaceae
Exons: 2
Coding region: 211-849 (212 amino acids)
Source: RefSeq, a predicted model, not a curated record
AAGUCCUACUCUUUAGCUGCGCUCACACCCACUUCCCACCGUUUUCUCUUGUGCUGGUCACAAGCCACCUUAUCGCUUCCUUCACACAUCUGAUUGGGAGUACAAUCACCACCGAACCUCUCUUCAAGCAAAUACCAUCAUCCAAUCCAACAUUCGAUUGCUGUCGUCAUCUUUUCUUACCCCUCAUCAUAUGCGAACAUAUUGCACUCGAUGCACACCCACUUGGUAUUCCUUAUUGCCCUGUUUGCGACCACGAUCAUUGUGCACGCACUGCCGCUACCCUUGCCAUCAGGCGUGGAGGAAGGAUGCUCGCAGCAAGCCGGUUUCCCAUGUCCUCCUCCGACGUCAUUCGCCGCCAUGCAAAGCAGGUGGCGCCCAGGACCUUCCGUAGUACGACCUGGCGUACGAGAAGCAGAACUUAAGGCAGAUCUAGCAUGGUCGGAGUAUGGACACGCAGCACUCCAUGUAGAGAUCACCCAAGCGCAGUACGAUGUGGCUGAGGAGGAACAGGAGAGGUUGCAUCAAACCGUGCUUCCGGUGUUAGAACACCAGCUCAAGCAGGCGAAGAUGGAUCUAGCCGAUGCCCACAACAAAGCGAAGGAACUCGAAAAGAAAAACUUGGAGCAUCCGGACAGGAUAAUGGGGCCCAAGCCGCACGAGGAAUGGAAGAUCGCGCAUGUUUUGCACGUAAAGAUCCACGAGCAGCUGACAGCCACACAAAACGACCAUCAUCGCAGGUUGAAGUUUGCGGUGAAAAAAGCAAUCAAAGGUGACCAACUCCCACACCCGGUCAUGCUACAUCGGGCAGUAUACGGCAUACACUCAACAUCCACCCUCGAGACACUUUAAGGCGGAGGGAAGGACUCACCAGCUCGUGAAGCAUUUGGCAGAGCAUGUUGCUCCUACAAACCAAGGCGCUACAACCCACGAUACUACAAACCAAGGUGGUGGGAAGGAAUGAUUUUAGACGAGGCCAACUUGUACAAGGUACGAUGUACAUGUGUGAAUGGAUGGAAGGAUGACAUGAUUAGAAACAAGGAGAGUGGCGGUGAUAGUAUGAAUUGUCAUCAGACGAUCAAUUGAAGAGUCCCCAUGACUUCGAGCUGUCUUACUACGUGGGCCGUGUUCGAGGGCUGGUGGCGGGAGCGUGUGGUUCAUUGGCCGUGGAACGGAGGCGAGAGGCGAAGGAGGGGAGAAGGGGAGAGGGAGGCUCGGAGGGAGAAGAGCAUGAUUGCUGCUAGGCCUGUUGGGGACCGGAGUACGGGAUUACAGUUCUCGGUUCUGAUCCUGCCGGUGCGUGUUCUUCAUGGGGCAGGCAGCAGGGAUGGAAGGAAGGAGAGGUAUCACAGGUUCGUACCAUGGUGCGCAGAAGAUGUCGUAUUUUGUGUGCUACGAACGUACGUUCUGAGGGUGAAGAGCGCCGCAUGUUGGGUGAGCAUGGUCUCUCGUUCGAGUAUUUCAUCUUCCCACGGAAGGAAGUGCACCCAGAGCCCAAGUGCACCCUCGUCCAGCAAGCCCCUGUCUGUGCUAGGCCUCGAGAUCCUCUCUUGACGGAAGAGCUGGAUAUACUCGUCCAUCCGGACCCAUGCGAGUUAGAGCUCCUUAAGUCCGUCGUCUUCCACCAAGAGGGUGAGGGCGUUCUAGGGAUUCUAAGAGGGUGCUGUACAUGCAUGCUAUUGCUCGGUCCUCUGCAUGCAAGUCU